Molecule: messenger RNA, 1187 nt
Organism: Scomber scombrus (Atlantic mackerel)
Lineage: Eukaryota; Metazoa; Chordata; Actinopteri; Scombriformes; Scombridae
Product: basic proline-rich protein-like
Exons: 4
Coding region: 143-1057 (304 amino acids)
Molecular function (GO): protein binding
Source: RefSeq, a predicted model, not a curated record
AAAAAACACAAAGAGCAGGAUGACUGGAUCUGACUUUAACUGCAGGAGGCUGCUGACCUGCUCCGACCUUUGACCCCUCACCUUCAGAGUCACCUGCCCAUCUACCUGAGGGGCGGGGCCUGAGGAGCCCAGGGUCGUCACCAUGACAACGACCUCUUCCCUGCUCGGCAGAGGUCCAGGUCCUGGUCUGGGUCUGGUCCUGGUGGAGUUCCAGUAUGAGUACGAGGGUCGAGACGGGUCUCUGGUCUCCAUCAAACCCAACGAGCGCUACGUUCUGCUGAGUAAGACCAACGAGCACUGGUGGCAGGUGGUCCAUGGGGACGGGGGGUCCAGACCCUUCUACAUCCCCGCCAAGUACGUCAGGGAGCUUCCUCUGGACCUGCCGUCCCCCCUGGACUUCACCGAGCCCCCCAGCCCUGAACCGCCGCUGCUGCUCCCUGCAGCAGUCCCGGUCCCGGUCCCGGUCCCGGUCCCAGUCCCAAAGACUCUGGAGGACUCCAACGGGACCAAAACCAAACCGGGAGACGAGGUGACGAUCCGGCUCAGACCCGAGACCUCCUCCAAUUACCGCAAGUCUGAGAACCGCAUGUCGACGUUUGGGGUCCCGCUGGACUUCCAGGACCUGGUUCCGGUGGCGCCCCCCCCCCAGAGACACUCCGGCCCCCCCGCUGGUCCUGCAGAGUCCGGUCCAACUCUGAGGGUCCUGGAGGACCAGGUGGACUCUGGGAAGCCUCGGGUCCCCAGCUUCAGCCCGGCGGACCCCCUCCCCCGGUCCCAGCCCAUCCCGGUGGAGACUCCGGUGGUCCCCCCCCCCCCCUACCUCAGCUGGUCUCCACGACGACCAGGAGCCCCCCAUCCAGCCGGAGUCCAGCGAGGAGGAGGACUCCCUGAAGGGGGACGACUCAAACCACAUCUACGAGUCCAUCCAGGACCUGAACCUGGACCUGGAGGCUCUGAAGAGUCCGGCACCGGCACCGGCCCCCCCGGCCCCCCUGGCCCCCCCAGUCCCCCCACAGGACCGGAGCUCUCUCGGCCCCGACUCGCCCGUCUACGCUAAUGUUUCCAGUCUGAAGAAUUCAUCUCAGGUGUCGGUCUCUGGCCCCGCCCUCCCUGUCCCACCAGACCCCUCCCCCUCAGUCACUGACUCCUCCCCCUCCAUCACUGACCCCUCCCCCUCCACCGCUGAC